CUGUAUACACUUGCGUCGUGAGCUAAAUUUAACUUUCUGGACCGAAAAUUAGUUACUCUUAUUUUGACAGUAACGUCGAUCCGACGUCUCAAAUAAUUUUCGCUCAGCACGAGAAAGCACUGAAAGUAGUGCUCAUUAACAAAAGUCGUAAAAGUUCGACUGCGUAAGUGACAAUAAUCUAUUUUAACAAUGACGAAUAGACAUGAAACAUCUUUGAACAAUUCAUUCACUAGUGAAGACUCUUGUCAUCCCGACACAAAGCCCAAAAAGCGAAAUGGUCACGCGGAAGCAGCGAGCGAACCUGAGGACGAAGAGGCGCCAGCUGAGUCCGAUAACGACGAAGACAUUGAUUGUCGGCGUUGCCUAAUAAGCUGUUUAUUCGAUUCUCGUUUUUGGGCAUACUUGUUAGUAACGAUCGCAGGUGUCGUAUUAAUAAUCCUCUACCAUAUAUUUUACACGAAAUAUCAAUGUCCCACCAGAAACCCCUAUGGUAUCUCAAAUUAAUAAAGCUUAUGUCCACUUUCAAUAAAUAA
Molecule: messenger RNA, 533 nt
Organism: Trichogramma pretiosum
Lineage: Eukaryota; Metazoa; Arthropoda; Insecta; Hymenoptera; Trichogrammatidae
Exons: 2
Coding region: 190-504 (104 amino acids)
Source: RefSeq, a predicted model, not a curated record